Molecule: messenger RNA, 5308 nt
Organism: Lutra lutra (Eurasian river otter)
Lineage: Eukaryota; Metazoa; Chordata; Mammalia; Carnivora; Mustelidae
Gene: MAP3K7
Product: mitogen-activated protein kinase kinase kinase 7
Biological process (GO): protein phosphorylation; positive regulation of canonical NF-kappaB signal transduction; JNK cascade
Molecular function (GO): magnesium ion binding; ATP binding; MAP kinase kinase kinase activity
Source: RefSeq, a predicted model, not a curated record
CACCCCCAAUCUGCCCUUCCUUUCCCAGUCUCAAUCACAAAAUUCUCCCCUCCCUUUUCUGGAGCUCCCAACCCUCCACCUAUUUCCGAUUUCAGGCCGGAACCGGAAGUCCGGUGGGCGGGCCAGGCGGCGGAAAACGCAGAGGAGCCGGAGCCGGGACUCGGCUGUGGCCGCUGUCCCUGUCCCCGCCACGGAUCGCCGUGGCUUCAGUCUGAAGGUCGGUCCGGAGACGGGUGGGCGCGGCUCUCCCCCGGAGUCUCGGGGUGGCAGCCUUCCCGGGCCCCCCGGGCUCCGUGAGGGAUCAUGUCUACAGCCUCCGCGGCUUCCUCCUCUUCUUCGUCUUCGGCUGGUGAGAUGAUCGAAGCCCCCUCCCAAGUCCUCAACUUUGAAGAGAUCGAUUACAAGGAAAUCGAGGUGGAAGAGGUUGUUGGAAGAGGAGCCUUUGGAGUGGUUUGCAAAGCUAAGUGGAGAGCAAAAGAUGUUGCUAUUAAACAAAUAGAAAGUGAAUCUGAGAGGAAAGCUUUUAUUGUAGAGCUUCGACAGUUAUCCCGUGUGAACCAUCCUAAUAUUGUAAAGCUAUAUGGAGCCUGCUUGAAUCCAGUAUGUCUUGUGAUGGAAUAUGCUGAAGGGGGCUCUUUAUAUAAUGUGCUGCAUGGUGCUGAACCAUUGCCAUAUUACACUGCUGCCCAUGCAAUGAGUUGGUGUUUACAGUGUUCCCAAGGAGUGGCUUAUCUUCACAGCAUGCAACCCAAAGCUCUAAUUCACAGGGACCUGAAACCACCAAACUUGCUGCUGGUUGCAGGCGGGACAGUAUUAAAAAUCUGUGACUUUGGUACAGCCUGUGACAUUCAGACUCAUAUGACCAAUAACAAGGGGAGUGCUGCUUGGAUGGCACCUGAAGUUUUUGAAGGUAGCAAUUACAGUGAAAAAUGUGAUGUCUUCAGCUGGGGUAUUAUCCUUUGGGAAGUGAUAACACGUCGGAAACCCUUUGAUGAGAUUGGUGGCCCAGCUUUCCGUAUCAUGUGGGCUGUUCAUAACGGUACUCGACCACCACUGAUCAAAAAUUUACCUAAGCCCAUUGAGAGCCUGAUGACUCGUUGUUGGUCUAAAGAUCCUUCUCAGCGCCCUUCAAUGGAGGAAAUUGUGAAAAUAAUGACUCACUUGAUGCGGUACUUUCCAGGAGCAGAUGAGCCAUUACAGUACCCUUGUCAGUAUUCAGAUGAAGGACAGAGCAACUCUGCCACCAGUACAGGCUCAUUCAUGGACAUCGCUUCUACAAAUACCAGUAAUAAAAGUGACACUAAUAUGGAGCAAGUUCCUGCCACAAAUGAUACUAUUAAACGCUUAGAAUCAAAAUUGUUGAAAAAUCAGGCAAAGCAACAGAGUGAAUCGGGACGUUUAAGCUUGGGAGCUUCCCGUGGGAGCAGCGUGGAAAGCUUGCCCCCAACCUCCGAGGGCAAGAGGAUGAGUGCUGACAUGUCUGAAAUAGAAGCCAGGAUUGCUGCAACCACAGCCUAUUCCAAGCCUAAACGGGGCCACCGUAAAACUGCUUCAUUUGGCAACAUUCUGGAUGUCCCUGAGAUCGUCAUAUCAGGCAACGGACAGCCAAGACGUAGAUCCAUCCAAGACUUGACUGUUACUGGAACAGAACCUGGUCAGGUAAGCAGUAGGUCAUCCAGUCCUAGCGUCAGAAUGAUCACUACCUCAGGACCAACCUCAGAAAAGCCAACUCGAAGUCAUGCAUGGACUCCUGAUGAUUCUCCAGAUACCAAUGGAUCAGAUAACUCUAUCCCGAUGGCUUAUCUUACACUGGAUCACCAAUUACAGCCUCUAGCACCAUGCCCAAACUCCAAAGAAUCUAUGGCAGUGUUUGAACAGCAUUGUAAAAUGGCGCAAGAGUAUAUGAAAGUUCAAACGGAAAUUGCAUUGUUAUUACAGAGAAAGCAAGAACUAGUUGCAGAACUGGACCAGGAUGAAAAGGACCAGCAAAAUACAUCUCGUCUGGUACAGGAACAUAAAAAGCUUUUAGAUGAAAACAAAAGCCUUUCUACUUACUACCAGCAAUGCAAAAAACAACUAGAGGUCAUCAGAAGUCAACAGCAAAAACGACAAGGCACUUCAUGAUUCUCUGGGACCUUUAAAUUUUAAAAUAUGCAAAGAAAGACUUUUUUUUUUUUUUUUUUUUUUUAGGAAAAGAAAAGCCCUUAUAAUGACAAUUCAUGAGUAUUAGCUUUGGGGCGUGUUCUGAAUGCCAACUGCCUGUAUUUGCUGCAUUUUGUUUCAUCGUUAAUUUUCUUUUUCUUAUGGUGGACAUGCAAUUCAACUGUCUCCUUGCAUAACAUGGGGCAUCUGUGACUUGAAUAAGCAGCAGUUCUCAACUUCAGAACAGAUGCAGUGAACCAUGGCUGUAUAUGCAUGCUCAUUGUGUGAAGGCUAGCCUAACAAAAACAGGGGGUAUCAAACUAGCUGCUAUGUGCAAACAUCGUCUUUUUUUCGAGGUGGAACCUCAAGAAUGAUUUUGUUCUUGUAUCUCAUCUCAAAAAACAAUUUUUUUUCCAAAAGAUGGUAUAUGCCAAGUUAAAGACAGGGUAUUAUAAAUCUAGAAUAAUCAGUGGUACAUUAUAGAAAUGCAGAACAUUUAAGGAUAGUUGCAAGUGAGGGCUCUGAUGCCAGCAUCCUUCAAUCAGUACUGAACUUAGUUCCAUCCAUAAAAUAUUUAAAGGUAAGUGGUGGUUGCUGUAUUUAAUGAAAACAUAUUUCAUUGGACUAAAAUCUGACUAUGAUACAUUGAACAAAAUGGAACCUUUUUUUUUUAAGAUAUAAAGAUUUUAAUUUUGUGAUUGAGUGUAUGUGUGUUGAAACUGUAAAGAUUUUAUCACUCUAAUAGUAAUAUCUCUUAAAUGAAAUUAAAAGGUAAAUGGACACGAUCCAGCUUAAAUGAUCAUUCCUUCCUGCAAUGAUUAUUGGAUUGUUUUAGUUUAUAUUUAAAAAACUAAAGAGAAAUAAUUGAAAAUGGAAAUAAUUGCUCCAGCUAAAAGGCUUGGGCUUAGAUUUCUUUUAUGAUACCAAAAGAGUAAAAAACCUGGCAAAUCAGGAGAAGUUAGUAAGGAAAUUAAAGAAAUAAAUACAAAUUCAUGAAGUAUACUAUUUAUGAGCAUUGGAGUAAUUGAUUUUCCUUGCAAGCCCAUCCUAGAAUGCCUGCUGCCUUUCAACACUUUUAAGGGAAUUUCAACACUUAUAAAGAGAAAAUUUAUAUUGUUAACAAUAACUUUGCUACCAACUUUGAAAAUAAAGGUAAUAAAUUCAUUGAAAUAAUAGACUAUAUAAGCUCUAUUUUUUCAGUUGGUAUUAAAAUAAAUCACAUUUUGAUACCAGUACAAGGUGUCUUUUAAACAAGGAUGUCAUCAACCUCAUUUUUAUAGCAUUAAUGUUUUAUGAAGAGAAAAUUAAAAAUGAAAGCAUAAUUGCUGUGAUUAUUAGAAUUACAUCAUGAUUGUAUUGUAGUUUUGCUCUGUUUCAGAUAAGCAAGUUGAUCUAAGAAGUUAUCAAAACUAUUCUUAAAAAUGCUAAAGCAGGUAACUUUUUCUUCUGUUAUUUUUUUCUCCUUCUGAGUUUUAUAAUGUAUUCCUGUGUAUACAAGCAAUAAAGGUAAAAGACAGUUUGUACUAAACUGUGUCAUUUUUAGCUUCCUCAAAAUCUGUUACCAGAAAGUUUCCAGUAAAUAAAUGUCUACCAUUACUUUAUUUAAAUAAAAGAAAGGGCUGUCAUUCCCAAACAAUUUGAUUACCUAACUGAAAGUAUACUGUCUGAACACAUCAAUAGUAAAAUAAAAUUGACAUAGAAAAGAACUGUAGGGUAAGGAAAAGUAUAACCCAUUCAUAGCAUUGCUGCUUGUGAUAUGUGUGUGUCACUCCACCAAAAGGGAUCUAGUCAGUGCUCAGAGACUUUUCUGGUUAUCUCAGAGCAUGAGAUAUUCAAGUGUGGAUGCUAAUGCUUGACCUUUCCAUUAGGAUUUAGCAUUAUAGAUUUCAGAUUUUAUUUCUAGUCAUUAAUGUGUUUUUGCUAUAUAUUACAUACUUAAAGGGAAAAUUUAUUAUUAUUACAUGUAAUCACUUUAUAAAAAUCUCAAAUAGGAAAAUGGAAGAAAACAGUAGUGUUAAGUCAUGGUGCCAAAUGCCAAAAAAAAAAAAAAAAAAAAAGGCUAUUGAACCCUUGCUUGUUUGUUUACAGUAAGUUCCUUGUUUGUUUACAGUAAGUUCCUUCAUUCUCACACUGUAAUUCUCCUAGACACUGAGUGUACUUCAGCCUAUUGGUUUUAAAGUAGUUGUGUUGCAAAGUUCAUACCUUUUAAGUCCUGAUUAUCCUUGAUGGGAGAAAAGGGCAGCAGGGAUAAUCAAAAUCUACAGUCGGUUUUAUCCAGCAUCCUCACCAUCAAACCUUCAGACAGAUUUUAACAAGGAGCCGAAUGUUUUACUUAUAAAAAAAUUUUACUUUUUAUUCUAACUCUCAUUUUUGGGUGGAAAUAGUGAACAGACAAGCAAGUGGCUUAAAGGCCCUCAUGUAAGAAGUUCACAAACAAUCCCUAAUUACAUUUCAUUUUUUCCCUCAAGGGAAAGAAAACAAAGUCUAGGGAGAGACACUCCUCAGCAUUAAAAAUAACUGAGUCGAAUGAAAAUCAUUUAACAUUAUUAACUUUAGAGCAGCACCGCAUAUUGAAGAGAUUUGCUUGAAAGUUGUUUACAAUUGUUUGACUUUUUGUUGAACCAUUUUAGAGUACUUAAUGUGGUUUUUUUCUCCCAGGUUUCUUCUGUGUUCCUAGUUUCAGGUCCUGCUUGUAGCCAGAGGUCACAGGCCUUGCCUGUGAUGCUCUUUUCUUUCUGUAAGUGUGUGGCUUUCAGCAGUGAACUUCUCUCUUCAAAUGGUAGGAAGUUCUACUUCUGUCAUUCAGAACAUUUUAUGUGAAACAGUGUAAUGCAGAAAUCCUUGUGUAUACUGUAUACUUGAAGGAAGCUUUUUAGAUUUAUUUUUGUUUGUAAUAAAAUUCAGAUUGUUAUUCUAAACUUGUUUAUAAAAAUGGUUAAUGAUUUAUAUCAGCAAAUGAGCUAUAGGAGUGUUUUACCUUACAUGAAAUUAAAUAAAAACUGAAAAGUGAGUACUCUUAAAAUACUCAACACAAUUGUAACGUAAUCAUGAUUUUUGAGAGGGUAAGUCACUGGCCAGUUAACAUAUCCAUCUGUAACAAUUCACAUUAUUUUGUUAAAUGGGUACUCUUCACAAUUUCAUUAAAUCAUGAUUUAUAUAAAGUACA